AUGGGAAAGAAGAAACGACAUGUUCAUAGUUGUGAUUUAGAUUGUUACAACUUUAAUUAUGAAAGUAUUUAUAAUGAGAAGGAAUAUAAAGAAUGUUUUUGGGAAUAUUUACGUUGUACUCAUAACGAAGAGGCAUUAUAUUUCAUUCAAAAAGUACAACAAUUCAAACGAAAAGAUAUUUCAUCCAAACAAAAAGCUAAACUGGCUAUCGAAAUAUAUUACGACUUUAUAAAGGAUGGAGGAAAGUACGAAUUAAAUCUCUCCUCAAAAGAUAAACAAUUCAUUCAAGAUGAAUUUCAAAAAUCAGAUCAAUUAUUCCACCAAGACACAUGCACCAUCAGCGAAACCAUAUUUAACACACUUGAACAAACCAUUCAUCUUAGUUUAAAGGAAGCAACAUUUCCUCACUUUGUGAAAUCUCCAAAAUUUAAAGACUUUGCCAUGCAACAAACGUGUGAUUUUCUUGACAAAAUUGGUUAUAGGAUAAACGUAAAGAAAAUUGACAUUAUUCAACAACUCAAUGCAGGAAGUACUUUGAUGUCUCCAAUGAGCACAACAUCCUCAUUUACCUUAAGUGAUAGAUCGAAUAGUAGUCUGAAUAAUUCAACUCUUGAAGGACAUGUCAUUGGAUCAUCCUUUUUUGGAUUUGAAGAGAAAAUGUUAAGUAAUAGUUACAACAAUUCCAAUGAUAAAAUUGGGAGAUCAAUAGAUCAAGGUUGGAGGCUCGUUGACAAACAAUCUCACAUCACCAUGGAUGAUUUUCGUUUCAUGGCUAAAAAAUUGUUGGGAACGGAUUCUAGGAUUGCAGAUGACAUUGGAAAAUUCAUCUCAAAAACGAUGGGAAAUGUUCCAACAGAAAUACCUUCUAUGAACAAAUCCAAUGAUGGAUCUGCAGAGAGAUCAAAAUCCCUUUCAGCAGCAUCACUUCCCAAUCAUCCAUCUCAUCUUGUUCGUACCAAUAGUGAUCGUUUAGUAUCCUUGUCAUUACGAAAAGGGUCCAUAGAAUCCACAUCCUCUUCUGUCUCGACUGUGGAAUAUUUUGAAGAUAUUUGGAAAAAGGUUGAAAAGAAAACACCAACAUACAUUUUGACGAACUAUGAGAUUAAACCUGAGGUCUUUGAGGAGCAAGAUACCGAAUUAAUGGAUUCCUUGAAAAAUAUUCACAUUUUUAAGACAGAGAUGGAGUUUCCUUACAAUGUCAAAUUUGUGGUAGAGACUCUUACUAAAGGACAAUAUCGAAUUCAAUUUGAUGACAUGCUGAAGGAAUCAUUUUCUUUGGGUUUUUGUCAUCUUCACAACCCUCCUACUGAAGAAGAAGUUCGGAGAGAAGCAUGCUCAUCUUCAAUGCUUCAGGAAGUAUGGAGGUUUUCGUCUUUUGGUUUGUUAUAUCUGAAAGAUAGAAGCUUUAUUGUGGAAGCAAGUCUUAUUCAUGACAUUCCAAAUAAUGCUUAUUUGUUGUUGAAAAAGAGUGUGGAUAAUGUCAUAAUUGACGAUAGUGAUUGUGUAAGAGGACGACUUCUUCAAUUGCAGGUGUUUGAGCAUCUAUCCAAGGACAAAACUGCCUUCAAGGAUUUUGUUGUCAUUGACAUGAAAGAUUCAUGUAAACCUCUAAUUUUUGAAAGUUGUGUCUCCAAGAGAGCCAAGGAUCUAUAUGAAAAAGGUCUUGCUGCUCUGAAAGCAAACAUGGUUUUAUGUGAAAAACAUUUUGCGACUCCUGGAGACAGUGAUCGACUUUUAGAGACAUUAGCCUCAAAUGAGAAAGCUGGGCAUUGCAACAAAAUAGGAUUUAAAUUAAGGACCGAUCGCUCUUCUUCUUUGGAUCGAGAUCUCGACAUGAUGCAGUACUAUCAAUGA
Naegleria fowleri is the source of this 1854-nucleotide messenger RNA. RefSeq lists its product as uncharacterized. The transcript has 2 exons. Lineage: Eukaryota; Heterolobosea; Eutetramitea; Acrasida; Naegleriidae. The coding region runs from base 1 to 1854 and encodes 617 amino acids. The record is from RefSeq and is a predicted model, not a curated record.